Brassica rapa (field mustard) is the source of this 1660-nucleotide messenger RNA. RefSeq names its product protein ODORANT1. Lineage: Eukaryota; Viridiplantae; Streptophyta; Magnoliopsida; Brassicales; Brassicaceae. The record is from RefSeq and is a predicted model, not a curated record.
AUAUAUGAAAUCGUUUGACAAAAUUGAUAAAUAUAUGUAUAUAUUAACAUAUAUAAAUGCGUGUGUAUAUUUAUUUCAUUUAAUAAUAAUGUUGGGGGAAAGGUGUGAUCAGAAGGUUAUAUAUAUAUAUAUAUAUAGGUGGGUAAGCUUUGGUAAGCUUAUGAGUUAUGACAUAACUUGCAAGCUGUUGAGAUUUCAAUCCUCAAUAGCUUUCAUUUUCGCGUCUCUCUUCCCUCCCUCUGCUCUGUUAUAAUCAAUCCCUUCGAACAUAUAUAAAAAUCAAACAUAUUAUACGCAAUAACAUUAACAAAAAGAAAGUAAUAUACGCAGUAAUAUUUAAUGGGGAGGCAGCCAUGCUGUGACAAGCUGGUGGUGAAGAAAGGGCCGUGGACGGCGGAGGAAGACAAGAAGCUCAUAAACUUCAUACUCACCAACGGCCAUUGUUGCUGGCGUGCUUUGCCGAAGCUGGCUGGUCUCCGCCGCUGUGGGAAAAGCUGCCGCCUCCGGUGGACCAAUUACCUCCGGCCUGACUUGAAAAGAGGCCUUCUCUCUCACGACGAGGAACAACUUGUCAUCGAUCUUCAUGCUCAUCUCGGCAACAAGUGGUCUAAGAUAGCUUCAAGGUUACCCGGAAGAACUGAUAACGAAAUAAAAAACCAUUGGAAUACUCACAUCAAGAAAAAACUUGUUAAGAUGGGAAUCGACCCUAUGACACAUCAACCUCUAAACCAAGAACCGAAUAACACCUAUAAUCCCCAAAACCUUUCCUCGACUUCAGAUGAUAUCUCAAUGAAACCAAGGAGCGGCAGUACCAAAGAGACAAAUGGCACGCUUACGGAAGACGAAAGCAGCAGCACGGUUACUGGUCAAAACAAUUCCACGGAUAGUGAAAAUCAUCUACUUAGUAACAUAUAUAAUGAUGAAGAAUUGUUUAGUCAUUUAUGGUCCGAUGAAACUACUACCGCUGAAGCUUCGUGGAGUGAUAGUAACGAUGGCUUUGGUGGAACAUUAUAUCAUCAUGACAACAAUAUGUCGGGCGCAGGAGCAGAUUUUCCGAUAUGGUCACCGGAAGGAAUCAACGGCAAUGAUUGGACGUUUCUGGAUUAUUGCCAAGACUUUGGUGUACAUGAUUUUGGGUUUUGACUCUCUCCUCACCACAUGACAUAAUGGAAACUCUACGGAGAUGAGUCACAACACACACGCAUUAAUUAGUGUCAUGUUUUAUGCAUACGUGGCAUAUAUACAUGUACAUACAUGCAUGCAAAUAUAAACUCAGCAAGGGUGCACCAUGUUUUCCAAGUAUUACGCAUUAGUCUAGGGGUCUAUAGUAUAUGUGGGGAUACGUCCAAGUCAAGAAAAGAUAAUUAAGUUCAAGUCAGUUAGGUUUUGUAUAGUUAAUUACUUAAUUAUUCACAUGUUCCCAUCCAAAAUCCAAAGAAAGUCGUAUGAAAAUAAUGUGAAUGUAUAUUUUCGCUAUUAUAGGGUCCAAGUUUAGGUUAGAAUAAAACUGAGAGUUUGAGACACUAUAUAUGUCCUCUCCCGGACUCGCGCAUGUGUUGUAUUUUUUUUGUCUUCUCUUUAUUGUAUAGAUUUGUAUGCAUGAAUAAUCUUAAGAUAAAUAUUAGUAUACAAAUUAAUAAACGUUAAACCUUAUGCAUCA